Messenger RNA from Daphnia pulex (common water flea), 691 nucleotides. RefSeq lists its product as uncharacterized. Bases 41 to 388 code for a protein of 115 amino acids. The transcript is spliced from 2 exons. Lineage: Eukaryota; Metazoa; Arthropoda; Branchiopoda; Diplostraca; Daphniidae. The record is from RefSeq and is a predicted model, not a curated record.
ACACCAAGAAAUCAAACGAGUCUCAGCUUCGGUGAACAAAAUGUCGCACUCCUGGUUGUAUUUCUGCCUCGCCACUGUGAUGGUCGUCUCUGUCGUCGACGGCACAUUUUUCUAUUUUAUUCCCAACAGGAAUCUUCCGCAACAAUUUUAUAACAAGGACAUGGGGUUCAUCAGAACGACAUCGUAUCAACCUGGAAGAACGGAUGGGAGAAAAGACGAGGUUUCUUGGGUUUCAUCCCACCGCAGUUACUACUACCCAGUUGGGCCGAGUGGUCCGAUCCCGCCCUUUGAAUCUUUGGAAAAUUUCGAACGGCCCCCAGUGGACAUCUACGAUCAACAGUACGGCAAUGCAGCAGCUCCCGGAUUUGGUGGCAUAUUGUUCGGUUGAUUUCUUUUGAUUCCAACAUAUGUUUGUCAACAAUUAAUUAAUUAUUUUAUUGUUGAUUAUGGCCUCAACAAUAUUCUAUACUUACAUGAUUUUCCCCCCUAUCUACAUCAAUAUGUGAUAGACUCACAUGACAUGUUUUAAUAAUACAAAUAGUGGGCUUAUCGAUUUUAUUAUUCGCCUACCUACAUCUAGCCAGACGUGAAAUUCACGAAAGUGAUAAUAUUUCAUGCGCCUUAUAAUUUAUUGCUUGCCGUUAACUACCCCAGUAUUAUUCCGUUAGACAAUAAAUUAAUUGCGCUUCAA